AUGCAGAAAAAAAUAUUCAUAAUUUUUUGCCUAAUCUAUUUGUCUGCAAAGGAUCGAUUUAAUCCGUUCAGCAGAAUUAUUACUCUUUUGCAUAAUUAUUUUGACAACUUGGGCCUUCCGAUUGAGAGCCCUACAUGUGACGUUCCCGAUUGGAAUAGAAUUACUACAAAAUCGGUUCCUCAUGCCGCGGAUUUCAAAAAAUGGGCGUCUAUGGGGGUAGGAGCAUAUGCGGAACUAUUUGCAACACGGUGAAGCAAGGCUACUAUCCGCUUUUGUAUACAAGGAUCAAAUUUCGAUAGUCACAACUUCCGAGAAUAUCGACAGAAAGAGUGUAAAUUGUCGUUACUAUGAUUGUAAUCGGCAAGAAAUUUCUAAUUCUGCAUUCAACACAAUUGUGGCUCCGAUGGCUGUAAUUAACUGCCCGAGAAAAUUUGGCGCUGUUUACAUGAGUAUAAGUUUCAUGGAAGGCGACAAACCCCAUGAACCGAUUCCAUUGAUUUAUCGAAUUUACGAUGGUAACUUUCAUUAAAAACAUAUGCACACACUAGGCCAUAUUUUGUUGAAUAUCGUGUUUCUAGUGUUGUUGCAAACAUGUUACAUGAGUAAGAAUGUGAGAACUUUAGCAGGAUAAAUUUAUCUAACAUAAUAUUGUACAAACUUGUUUAUCAUUUUUCCUCUAUUAGUAUGGAAGCGCUCUUCUCUACUAGAACAGCAAUAUUUUGUGGAAACUUCAACAAACUUGUCAAUUUUGGGUGAAUUAUAUUUUAAAGUGAAAAAAUUGAUAAAAUAACAAAGUAGUAUGUAUUUUAUAUGAUUUAGACUGUUUCAAGUCAAAUUUUUUGACUUCUAGGGUUUCUCCUGACACAUUUUUCCCGAUGCCCGAAGUUUAGGUUUGUUUAGAAUUCCAGUCAAAACAUUUCUAAAAUCACUGAAAACGCGAUUUUGGAUACAAUUAUAGCCAACACUGAAUAUCCUUCAAAUAGUGUUGUUGAGAACCGAUCCAUGAACUGUCAGUAUGUGUCGGACCAUUAUACGAAUCCUAACUACGUGAAUCCGAAUUAGAAUCUCAGAUGAUGUUUUUGAAGUUCAACAAGACCACCGAAAUUGGCUGGUACAAUUUCAAGGGAAUCAUACGGUCUGAGUUAGUGUUUGUCCUAUUCUAUCAUUGGUCUUUUUGGCAAGAAACAAGUGUCCAUGUUGUGUCAGUUCCAAAAAGGAUUGCUCAUUUUAGACACUACCGUACAAUGGAUGUGAACGGUCUUAACGGGGAUUGGCUCAUACAUUACAAUGGAACACUGCAGGAAACACGUUUCAAUAAGAAAUUCGAAGAAAAACUGAUUAGGAAUGCUAAAGAAAAAGUGAAAUAUGUUUAUCAACGAAAAUAG
Molecule: messenger RNA, 1385 nt
Organism: Caenorhabditis elegans
Lineage: Eukaryota; Metazoa; Nematoda; Chromadorea; Rhabditida; Rhabditidae
Source: the annotation of a RefSeq genome assembly